This is a messenger RNA of Leptosia nina, 1413 nucleotides long. The record is from the annotation of a GenBank genome assembly. NCBI's taxonomy places the organism in Eukaryota, Metazoa, Arthropoda, Insecta, Lepidoptera, Pieridae.
AUGAAAAUGUAUAUUCAACUAGUAGCCGUCCAUACGCGGAAUUACUUGAGCAAUUUAAGCAAAUCACGCGUCUACCGGUUUUCAAAGAGGUACCAGAGCAUUCCACGUGUCAUCACAUCGAGACGACGGGUCCUCCGGUACAUACGAGAGCAAGAAAAUUGCCACCGCACAGGUGGGGUCAUUGUUGGUGCGCGCGCUGGGCCGCAGUGCCGCGCGGUACUCUACAGUAGUCAGUACAGUAGUGAAACUGCCGCUGUCGAGCGAGGGCGGUCCCGUCUGCCCACAUCGUACUUCGCGCCAACGAGUAUCUUAGCCAAGUUAUGGCCAGUACCUGAUGGUUUCUUCCCGCGGCGGUCGUCCUUCAGGACAGGAGGGUAUGGAGAGGAGAGGAUGCCAGGUCGUGUGGUGAGCCGAGGGACGCCCGUGGGCGAAGUGAGCAUGGCAGACAACCCGUUGGCGACGUUCGAGUCGUUGACCCAGGCUGGAGUUAUCGCGGUGGUGGGAAUCGCCAUCAUCAUCUCCAAUCUGCUCAUUAUUGCUGCGUUUCUUAAUUUUAAAGGUCUUUCGAGCGAGGUGAUAAACUACUACCUGCUCUCGCUGGCGGUGGCGGACCUGCUGUGCGGCGUGUUCGUAGUGCCGCUGUCUAUCUACCCGGCCAUCACGGGUCGCUGGAUGUUCGGCGACCUGAUGUGCCGCCUCGUCGGUUACCUCGAGGUCACGCUGUGGUCCGUCUCGGUUUACACCUUCAUGUGGAUCUCGGUCGACCGUUACCUUGCAGUUAGGAAACCGCUCCGUUACGAGACGGUUAGUCUGACGGUCCAAACGCGAACGCGAAGUCAAUGCUGGAUGGUGUUCACAUGGAUAUCGGCAGCUAUGCUCUGUUGCCCGCCACUCCUCGGUUAUAAGAAAGACGCCAGCUUCGACAAGGAGACCCUCAUCUGUAUGCUGGACUGGGGCACAACGUACGCUUACACUGCGACCCUGGCCAUGCUAAUUCUCGGCCCCAGCGUCAUAUCCAUCGUGCACAACUAUUGGUACAUAUUCGCCAUGAAGAGAAAACUGAACAGCGGCGCGCCCAUUCACGACAAGGAGUAUGCGACGGCCCUCGCCGAGAACCUUGCUAACCCCAGCCACUGGAUGAGCUUCGUCAUGGUGACAAUCUUCUGGCUGAGCUGGGCGCCGUACGCCGGUGUCCGUCUCUACGAAUACUUCACUGAACAAGAGCUGAAAAUACCGAUGCUCCACUUCGGAAUGGUGUGGGUGGGGAUACUGAAUUCCUUUUGGAAAGUGAUCAUCCUCAUCUCGUUGAGUCCACAGUUCAGGCUCGCGCUGCGAAUCCUUUGCCUGACGGCGUGCUGCCGCUCCAAGGGGCGCCUGCAAGCCGAGCUGAUCGGGAUGGACAACGACGAUUAG